AUGCGUUCGACGGCAUCCCUCAUCGCGGCCCUCGCAUCUCUUGGCGGGCUUGAGCUUGUCCGAGCUGAAGACCUCCAAGAGUUGAAGCCUCAGUUUAUGCCCGAGCAGCUCAAGAGACACAUCGACUACGGAACCACCUCGCUCGCGGACAUUCCUACCGCUGGCGAAGCGCAGCUCACAGCAAGGUCGGACGCGAACUCCUUCGUCUCCUACUUCAACAAUCUGCUCCAGAAUGGUAGUGGCGGCGCGGCCACCAGUGCCCCUGUCGCUUCAGAGGCUCCAGUCCUCGUGGUGCCCAUCACGAUCUCCGUCGACGCCAACGGCGUGACCCAUACCAUCACUGGCGCUCCUACAACGGCGCCAACGCCCACAGCUGCCCCUGAACCUGUGGUUGUCACAAGCGCUACAUCAACCACAGAACCACCGGCCCCGCCAACUUCGGCUGCCGCAAACACCGGUUCAAGCGCCUCGUCGCAAGAUCCGACGUCUUCUGGUGCUAAUCAGCCUUCUCCCAAGAACGUCGACCCGACCUCUGAGUCUCAGACAUCCCCAGCAGCGCUGGCAUCGUCAUCAUCCCCGGAGCCUUCUCCCAAGAACGUCGACCCGACCUCUGAGUCUCAGACAUCCCCAGCAGCGCCGGUAUCGUCAUCAUCCCCGGAGCCUUCUUCCACACCGGAACAGUCGCCUCCGAAGGAGGCGCCAACAACAACAACUCCGCCCGUGGAACAGAGCUCCUCCGAAGCUCAGUCUCCCGCCACUUCAGAGAAGGCCCAGACGCCGACCGCAUCCUCCUCGGAGCAAGCCCAGACGCCGACCGUUUCCUCUUCGGACCAGGCUUCCUCCGAAGGCAAGCAGACCACUCCUGAUCACACUCCGACGCCGGUAGUGUCCUCAAAUGCGCCCACCGCGACCAGCGGCAACAUCAUUAGUGACGUUGUGAGUGGUGUGAACAGUGUCGUUAGCGGCAUUUUGGAAACUUCCAGCUCGACCAGCGUCACCCCUACCGCAAGCUCGCCUGUCACUGAAGAAUCUAAGACCCCUGAGGCCACACCAACCGGGACAACACCGUCUGAGGCCACACCAACCAAGGCCUCACAGACCGAGACUUCCCAGCCUGAGACGCGGGAUCCUGCCUCGUCGACGCCGCUUCCAGGAUCCUCCACAGAUGCGGUUCCCUCCUCAAUUGAAGCGACCCCCACGCCGACCCCCAGCACGUCGGGCCUCAUCGACUCACUCACCUCUGUUAUCUCUGAGAUCUUGCCUACCGCAGCCAGUUCAUCUUCAGUCACCGAUGUCGUCAGCACCACCCCCUCUUUGACCGGGGUCACACCGACUGAGGCCACACCAACCAAGGCUUCACAGACCGAGACUUCCCAGCCUGAGACGCCACUUCCGGCCUCGUCAACGCCGCUUCCAGGAUCCUCCACAGAUGCGAUUCCCUCCUCAAUCGAAGCGACCCCCACGCCGACCCCCAGCUCGUCGGGCCUCAUCGACUCGCUUACCUCUGUUAUCUCUGAGAUCUUGCCUACCGCAGCCAAGUCAUCUUCAGUCUCCGAUGUCAUCGGCAGUGCCCCCGUUUUGACCCCGGCAACCCCGACGGAGGAGACCCCGACUGUGACCCCAACCCCAACUGUGACCCCAAUCGCAACUGGCAGCUCGACCAGCCUCCCUGAGUCGCUCACCUCUGGUAUCUCCGAUAUCUUGCCCAGUGCCUCUAACUCGUCCACCAACGUCCCUGGCAGCGGUAACGCCACGGCGACCGUCGAACCCACGAGCUUGAGCAAUUUGCCGACCAUUCCUAUCAGCAUUCCCUCCGUGACGACCCCCGCUGCCACAUCUGGAAGCCCAGGCGGCUCCUUGGGUCCUAUUCUGGGAAGCACACCGGUCAUCCCACCCGUGGGCAGUUCUACAACCAGCAUUGUGGCCGUCCCCACUGGUGUGCCGACAACUACUCUCUCUGGGGGCGCCAAUUCAACUCAGACAGGCAUCUCAUUCACCACGAUUAGUCCCAGCGUGCCCACGUCUGCUCCAUCUGCGACCAGCACCCCUGUGAUCCCUGGUUCUGGCACUGCUACUGAGACCGGAGCGGGCUCCUCCUCUGCUGUGAUCACCCCCACCAGUGUCGCAUCCACUCUGCCUACCAGCCAGGCCACCCCGACCGCUGUCUCUUCCACCGAGUCAGCGACUCCAACUCCCACCACAACGGAGCAGCCUAGCACAAGUUCGACCACCACGCAGCAGACAACCGAAUUCACUACGUCCAUUCCUCUCCCCCCUCAGUCCACCUACUCUGAGAACACGGAAUUCGUGCCCUCGAGCAUCUUGGUUGAACCUCCCACGACGACCCAGCAGUCGGCGACCCAGACCGCUACGGAGACCACGCAGCCCAUUCAGCUCCCCGGAUCCAUUUCGCCUGCCAAUAGUCCUUCGGCUCCUCCUGCUGACUCUACCCUGAUUCAGAUCGGUUUCAACGGCAAGCUCCGAUAUAGCUUCGUUGCGACGACCCCGCUCUCGUCCUCUCAGAUCUUCCUGUACGUUCCUCAGGGAUUGAUCUAUGCCUUGGAGGUUCUUGGUCAGGAUCUCUCCAUGUUGGCUAUCGAGCCCUACAACAACUCGGCCAGCACUGGUUACAUUGCGACAGUUGCCUUGGCCUACAUCCCUACCGAUAAGGUUGAUGCUCUGAGGAAGUUGCUCCGCAACCCCAUCUCGAAAGUGUAUGAGCAGCCCAACGAGUCGGUCAAGACGCUGUUCUCGAUGAUUGAUCCCUCUAUUCCUCUCGUUGUUGGCGAGUCCGGCUCGUCCAGUGGCAGUGGUCUGUCGACCGGCGGCGGCUUCUCCGGCAACAACAACGGUGCUGACGGCUCUGGCAAGUCAGGCGACGACGAUGCGGAUGCCGGCGCGAGCAGCAGCUCUUCGACCCGCGCCAGCUCCGUUGGAAUCGGUGUCGGUGUCGUGGCUGGUGCUGCCGCAUACGGUGCUGGUAUGUUCUGGCUUGCUCGCCGCUACCGCAGGAAGCGCCAGCUGCACCAGCGCUCCAGCUCCACGGUUGAGCAGAUGAGUGGCGGCGGAUCCCUCCUCGUUGCGGGUGGUCGGGUUUCCCGCCACAGCCAGAACAGCCGGGGCAGCGGCCGCACUCAGAUGAUCAGUGCUCCUGUGAUGGCCGAGAACUCGUUGGGCUGGAACUGA
This is a messenger RNA of Aspergillus clavatus NRRL 1, 3186 nucleotides long. RefSeq names its product putative mucin family signaling protein Msb2. The transcript has a single exon. The record is from RefSeq and is a predicted model, not a curated record. Gene Ontology annotation, biological process: hyperosmotic response; signal transduction involved in filamentous growth; fungal-type cell wall organization. Gene Ontology annotation, molecular function: osmosensor activity. NCBI's taxonomy places the organism in Eukaryota, Fungi, Ascomycota, Eurotiomycetes, Eurotiales, Aspergillaceae. The coding region runs from base 1 to 3186 and encodes 1061 amino acids. Gene Ontology annotation, cellular component: cell surface; site of polarized growth; plasma membrane.